Messenger RNA from Ostreobium quekettii, 1794 nucleotides. Lineage: Eukaryota; Viridiplantae; Chlorophyta; Ulvophyceae; Bryopsidales; Ostreobiaceae. The record is from the annotation of a GenBank genome assembly.
AUGUCCGCCGGCGCCCUGCAGGCCCCUCUCAGGGCAGACGCGCCUCGCGCGCUCCCCGCCUCGAUCAUCGCGCAUCAGAUCCCGCCUGCUCGGCCGCACCCUCGGCGGUGCCCGUCCAGAGCCCAUGCCGCCAAGGGGGACAGCCUGUCGGGAUCCCAACACUCGUACACGGUGCCCAGCGGCGCCGGCGGACCGGCGGUUGAGGAGAACAUGGCGGAGGAGGAGGGCGAGGAGGCGGCGGUGGGGUUCGGCAUGAGGAAGACGAAGAUGGUGUGCACGAUCGGGCCGGCGACGAGCGACAGGGAGAACCUGUUCGCGCUGGCGGACGCGGGGAUGAACGUGGCGCGGAUAAACAUGUCGCACGGGAGCCACGAGUCGCACAGGGAGGUCGUGGAACUAAUCAAGGAAUACAAUGCCCUAGGGAGAAAUGGUGUCGCAGUGAUGCUAGACACAAAGGGCCCAGAGGUACGCAGUGGUGACCUGGAGGUGCCCAUCAACAUGGAGACGGGCGAUGUCUUCUGGUUCACGAUCAAGGAAGGUGCCAAGGGGCAAGAUAAGCGAAUAUCAGUGAACUACGAUGGCUUCAUAGAUGAUGUGGAGAUUGGAGACACCUUGCUGGUGGAUGGUGGGCUGCUCAGUUUCUUGGUGCGGGAGAAGACAGACACGGAAGUGAAGGUGGAGGUGGUGGACUCUGGGGUGAUGGCCUCAAGGCGACACCUGAACGUGCGGGGCAAGAGUGCUAACUUGCCUUCCAUCACAGAGAAGGACUGGCUGGAUCUGGAGUUUGGGGUGGAAGUUGGGGUGGACUUCUAUGCACUCUCCUUUGUGAAGGAUGCACGGGUGAUCAUCGACCUGAAGCGGUGGCUGGCACAGAGGGGAGCAAAGAUCGGAGUGCUUGCAAAGAUCGAGAGCGCUGAGAGCAUCGACAACCUGGCGUCGAUCCUGGAUGCUGUGGAUGGGGCGAUGGUGGCCAGGGGUGACUUGGGGGCUGAGCUGGCCUUCGAGAGUGUUCCGUACUGGCAGUCCAACAUCAUCCAGGGCUGCAGGCGGAGGGGAAAGCCUGUCAUUGUUGCGACGAACAUGCUGGAGUCCAUGAUCAAGCAGCCGACGCCCACCCGUGCUGAAGUCUCUGACAUAUCCAUCGCUGUCCGCGAGGGCGCUGAUGCGGUCAUGCUUUCAGGCGAGACCGCCUAUGGCAAGUUCCCCUUCAAGUCCGUCUCCAUCAUGGAUGCCGUUUGCCGGCGGACGGAGAAGGCGAUGAGAUCCUACACAGGCUCCCGGCGCUUUGGCAGCACGGAGGCAGCACCGAUCGACUGGGUCAUCAGCAGCCACCGGCACGGCGUGAAAGAGAUGACCACGCCCUACCUGUCUGAAAUGUUUGCCUACCACGCCACCACUAUGGCCAACACAGUGAAGACAACGCUCAUUGUAUUCACACGAAAGGGCAACAUGCCUGCGCUGUUGAGCCACUACCGACCAGACUACCCCAUCUUUGCCUUUUGCGAAGACGAAGCUGUGCAGAGGCGUCUGGCAGUGUACCAUGGUGUGACAUCCAUCAGGAUGCGCUUCGAGGCCACGGCGGACGCGUCAUUCGAGAGGGCUCUGGAGGAGCUGCGGCUGCGCGGCCACGUGUCACCUGGGCAGCAGGUCGCCAUUGUGCAGAGCGGCAGAAAGCCCAUCUGGCGCACAGCUUCCACUCACACAAUACAAGUACGGCGGGUGGAAGCUGCUCCAGGAGACAUGGAGGAGGAGGAGGAUGUGGUGGACCUUCAGAAGUACUUGACAUCGAAAUGA